AUGUUAGUGGGGAUCAUAGCCCAGGCUCAAAGAACGGUAGAAUGUGCCGUUUGUUCAGAGAUCAUGCAUGUACCAUUUUUAGCCAGUUGUGGCCAUUCCUUCUGUUACGGGUGCCUUUGUAGCUGGUUUACCAACAAGGUGAACUGUCCUACGUGUCGACAAAACUUGGAACAUCCACCAAUCCUAAAUGUUCAGCUUCAAGAGAUCAGCCAUAGCAUCAGCGAUGGAUUGAUAGCGUUGGGAAAAGACGCUGCCACCAUAAAAGCUCAACGAGACGAAGCCACUGCCAGCUAUAAGCACGAUAGUACCCGAAAAAAGCUAUUUGGAGACGCUUUUGAGUCAGCAUUGACACUCAUAGACCGGUCCGAUGGGGUUCCGCGUUGUGGAAAUUGCCAUUGGGAAGCCCACGGUAGCCGAUGUUUGUUCUGCGGUGCUCAAUUCCGCGUGCCACGCGACGACGACUACUUUGAUUCAGACGACGGCGACGCUUACAACGAAGAUGAUGAAGAAAUAGUGAUCCAUGGACAGGAUGAAGAUCUCGAUGGACCCAAUGAAUACGAUACAGAAGACAGUUUUUUGGACGCCCGCGAGCUCUCGGACAUCAACAACGAUCUACGAAGCGAUAGCGACGAGUGGCACGGGUUUGAAAGCGGCGAAGAAGAUCCGGGGUCAGAUCGAGGCGAUCUUGAACGAGCACUCGACCAAUUUCAUAAUUCCAAUUUUGACGAUUACGACGACGAAAGCCAUGAAAACGACUCGGAAGACACAGACGAAUUGAUCGUGCGAAGGCCGCGGGUCAUCCAAGUCGACCUGGACCUGGACUAG
Messenger RNA from Meyerozyma guilliermondii ATCC 6260, 825 nucleotides. Its product is annotated as ubiquitin-protein ligase. NCBI's taxonomy places the organism in Eukaryota, Fungi, Ascomycota, Pichiomycetes, Serinales, Debaryomycetaceae. The record is from RefSeq and is a predicted model, not a curated record. The transcript has a single exon. Gene Ontology annotation, biological process: proteasome-mediated ubiquitin-dependent protein catabolic process. Bases 1 to 825 code for a protein of 274 amino acids. Gene Ontology annotation, molecular function: ubiquitin protein ligase activity; metal ion binding.